GGUCGUUGUGAAAGAGCUCUGAAGCGAGAUGAAAACUCGCAUUUGGGAGUAAUUUAUGGAAUGAAACUCAGACUGGAACAUUUAGGAACACUCCUACAGGGAGGAGGACGGGAGGUGUUUUGGUAGCGGGGUAUUUUCCCAAAAUAGCCGAGCAAGGGUUAAUAACCCCUCGUUUUCUCGUGCCCCUCGGUGGCAGCAGUCCGCGAAAUUUCCAGCAUGAAUGCAAGCUGGGGGCUGCUCUCUUCAAACCGAGCGGGACUCACGCAACUUUCUGACUUCGCCAUCUUUUCUUUUUUUUUUUCUCAACAUCUGACGGAUGUUUAACGAUUAUCAGAACACGUUUUAUUCUCACUGCAGUUGAGCCGUUUAAAUUAAGGCGAGGUGAGGGAGGGGAAAGACUGCCCCUUGCACUAAAUAACUUGUGUAAAAUGUGAGGUAUGUGCACAGCGUCCUACUGCACGAGCCACCUCAGUCCCGCUGGACAACGUGAGACCACUUCACCUUGGAGUCUACAACCUGAAUUACUAUGGACAUGAUGAAUUUAAAGAUUCAGUGCAUUCUAGUGUUCUUCACUUUCUACGUGCAAGAGGGAUUAUCAAAGGAUUAUGAAGCAAACCUUGGAGCAGAUUAUCUCUUACAGAGAGUAAGACGUCAAAGCAAACCAACAAAAGCAGUGCUGAAGGUGACUGACUACCAUUUGAGGUGUUCAGUGGUGUCCCGCUAUGCUAUUACCACAGUCCAGAGUUCAGUAUGGAACCAGCUCCCCAUCACCAAGGAGGCUGCCUUUGAGGUGGACCUUCCCUCCUCUGCUUUCAUCUCCAACUUCACCAUCACCUCCAAUGGAAAGGUGUAUGUGGCCCAAGUGAAGGAAAGAGCCGCUGCCAGGAAAAUUUACGAUGUCGCUAAGAAGCAAGGGAAAACAGCUGGACUUGUUGCUACAAAAGAGAGGGAGAUUGAAAAGUUUCGUGUGGCGGUAAGCGUGCCGUCAGGAGCUCGGAUGUCCUUCUCCCUGUCCUACGAAGAGCUGUUGCCUCGUCGACUCGGCCGCUAUGAGCUUAGUUUGGGUUUGAGGCCAGGACAGACUGUGCAGAACCUCACGUUAGACGUCAGUAUAACGGAGCGGACAGGCAUCAGUUUCAUCAAAGCCUUUCCUCUCAAGACGAGCCGGCUGCUCUCCAACACUGCUCAAGGUGAUGCAGACGCCCCUGCCUCCACUCAUGUUGAGCAUAGCGCUGGCUGUGCUCGGGUUCGCUACAGUCCCACUCUACAGCAGCAGAACAGCAUCUCCUCCAAAGGUCUUAAUGCAGACUUCAUCAUCCAGUAUGAUGUGGACCUCAGAGACCUCAUGGGUGAAGUCCAGGUGUAUGAUGGCUACUUUGUGCAUUACUUUGCACCCAGAGGGCUUCCUGUGGUUCCUAAGGAUGUUAUAUUUGUCAUUGAUGUCAGUGGCUCAAUGAUAGGCACCAAGAUAAAACAGACCAAGCAGGCCAUGGGCACCAUUCUCGGGGACCUUAGAGAGGGAGACCACUUCAAUAUCAUCACCUUCUCAGACAAGGUUCACACCUGGAAGAAAGGACGAACAGUCCGGGCGACUCGGCAGAAUGUACGAGAUGCCAAAGACUUUGUGAAGAUGAUUAUUGCAGAGGGAUGGACCAAUAUCAAUGCAGCGCUGCUGUCAGCUGCCCAGCUCGUCAACCCUCCAUCCUCCGGCUCUUCCAACCACCUCUCAUCCCAUCGAGUCCCUCUGGUAAUUUUCCUUACUGAUGGGGAGGCAACCAUCGGAGUAACAGCUGGUGACACCAUCCUUAGCAACGCCAAGAAAGCUUUGGGCUCCUCCUCUCUGUUUGGCAUUGCCUUUGGAGACGAUGCAGACUUCCUCCUCCUGAAACGCCUGGCUCUGGAUAACCGUGGUGUGGCGAGGAUGGUGUAUGAGGAUGCAGAUGCAGCCUUGCAGCUGAAGGGCUUCUUUGAUGAAGUAGCUAGCCCUUUGCUAUCAGACAUCCAGCUGUCGUACCUGGACGAUCAGGCGUUUGACAUCACCCGCGCCAUGUUCCCGAAUUACUUCCAAGGCUCGGAGUUGGUGGUGGCAGGGAGGGUCAAACCAGGGCUCAAGGACUUAAAGGUGUCAAUGUCCGCCACUGAUUUAAAGCAGCGUGUCAAGUUGGAGAACGAUGUGUUGAUUUCCCAUGCUAAGGGGAACGGAAGUACAGAAUCACUAGACUGUUUGGGAGGUUUAGAAGGAACAUCCAGUUUUGUGCGCCGUCUCUGGGCGUAUUUCACCAUCAAAGAGCUGUUACUGGCCAAACUGAAUGCUACUGACCCUGCAACUCAAAGGUUACUGGCAGACAAGGCCACCAACCUAUCCCUCAAGUAUAACUUUGUAACACCAGUCACUUCUUUAGUUGUAGUUAAGCCAGACGCAGAUGAAGCAGCUCAAACUCCAACCACCACACGACCCACCACCGCAGCCACUAUAACCACCACAGCAACGACUACUGCCGCCACCAAAAUAUCAGCUGCUGGUGCUGUAAAGAAGCCUAGUGCACCUUCUAUCCCCAGGCCUGAAAAAAACAAACCAGUCCCUCCGCAGCCACCUCAAAAGCAAACAAAAAAAAUCUCAUCACCAACUUCCACAGCAAAAACAGCAACAUCCAAGAAAACCACAACAACUUCAAGUCCCAGCUCUGUCAAAACUGCCCCAGCUCCAUUCUCGGGUAAAAAGCCCACUCCUUCACACAAUGAAUCCAAAAUGGCUUCUCCUCCUCCUCCUCCUCCUUUUCCUGUCGGUAAGAUACCCACCUCUCUGCUGAAUGCUCUAAAAACCGCGCCACCCCCUGCACCUGGAAAAGUCUACACCCCGCAGCCCAAAGCCUUGAAAAGAACCACGCCCUCCACAACAACCACAAUGUCAACAUUCACCACCAGCACCACACCUGAGCUCAGCUCGGUCAGAACCGACCCUGCACCUCUGCACGGGAAACCCCUUACCCCUCAGCCCAGUACAGUGAGGACACCCCUGCCUCCUGUCAAAGCGACUGUGCCCUCCACAGAGGCAGAAAACACCCCCACAUCUGCUCCAGAUGUUCCUAAAAUCACCACCGCUGUGCCUAAGCUGUUGUCUCCGCUCACCUCUCCCACCCCGGCACCUGCUCCAGCUGUGGAUGACAACAACACAGACUUGAGCAUCGCAACCUUCGUGUCGGCCACCUUUGCUCCUAUGCCUGGUGUGACAGAUGGGCCACGCCUGUGGGAAGCAGCAGGGCUUCUGGAUGUCUCUACUUUCAUUCAAAGAAAAGAUAUCGACCUUGUGAAAGACUAUGAUGCAACCUAUGACUAUGACUACGAUCUCAACUAUGAUACUUGGGAUGAUACUGCAGACUCUGGAUCAUUUGAUAGUGCUCCCUCCAGAUUGAGCACCAUCCGGGUCUUCUCCUCAUCAGUUGAUGGAGAUCCUCAUUUUGUGGUCCAGCUGCCAAAGCUGCAUCAGAACCUGUGUUUCACAGUAGACGGCAGAGCUAAUGACGUUCUCAGACUGAUAGAGGAACCAGAGAGAGGCAUCAUUGUUGACGGCCACCUAAUGGGAGCUCCGUCCAAACACGGUGUAGAAGACCGCACCCGAACUUACUUCGACCGGCUCACCAUUUCCUCAGCCACAGGCAACUCUGGCGACAUCAUGAUCACCCUCUCAUUGGACGCUGUAGUGGUGGAAGGGGAAGGGCGGGAUCAUCUUCCCAUCAAUCAGCAAGGGUCCGUGGCGAGGCAGGGUGUGACGGUCACUGUGGACAACCAUCGGAGCUGCUGGAUCGAGCUGAACAAGGGUGUGCGGUUCCUGGUUAUGGCCCAUCACUAUGAACACCCCAGCUACCUGCAGAUGGCUCAUCUGGGUUUCUACAUCACAGAUAGACGGGGUUUAUCUGCUUCAACCCAAGGCCUGCUGGGCCAGUUUCAGCACGCUGACAUGAGUGUGACAGCGGUGAAAGAUUAUCUGGGUGGAGGUGCGCACAAUGAAGCGAUUUCAGCCACGGGGAUCCUGAGGUGGGGACCAGAGAAAAUGCGGGUCACCUUGCAGGACAAGACGCUGAAAGACACGGUGCGGAAACACCACAUGGGCAAGUGCUGGGUGGUGCCCAAGGCAGAGGUAGAGAGACUACUGGGUCAUCCAUACGAGAGCUACGUGGUGGAUCAUGUGUAAUUCUAGCUGGGUCUGCUCCGCCUUGUUGCCUCUCUGCUGCACAGCUCAGGUCACAGCAGUUGUCACGGCUUGGUUAUUGGACAAAGGAAGAGCAAGAAUUGGGACUCUGUGAGGCUAAAAUGACACGUCGCCACACAUUGUCUAAUAUUCUGUAAGGACCAGUGGAACACAGGUGUGCUUACAAAAAGAGGGGGUGACAUUUUAUAAGCGUAAUGAGGAAGUGUGGUUCGACAAAUAUAAUGGACUGAACGAUGCUGUUGUCUUCCAUCAGUGAAUUUGAUUUGGACUCCAGCUCUGUGUUCUGUAUCUAUGACAGAGACGCCGUGUUGUCCUGUUCACAUGGCAACCACAAGAUGUCCAUUUGUGCUGCAGCAGUUUGUGCUCGCUCCAAAAUGUCUCGCACACUAACUCUGUUCACGACUUCAAAGAUGUUUAUUCGAUUAUUCUUAUAUUUCAUCUUUGAAUGAUUAUUAAGCAAAAGCCUUGUAAUUAUAAAAACUGUAUUAUUCUGUAAGUUGAGUUUUUAUAGUACAAGUGUAUAUAAAAUAUUAUGUAUGUGUAGAUACUCUUCCCACAAAACUCACCUGGAUAUUGUGAUUGCAUCUU
Molecule: messenger RNA, 4798 nt
Organism: Anarrhichthys ocellatus (wolf-eel)
Lineage: Eukaryota; Metazoa; Chordata; Actinopteri; Perciformes; Anarhichadidae
Gene: itih6
Product: inter-alpha-trypsin inhibitor heavy chain family member 6
Exons: 17
Coding region: 527-4192 (1221 amino acids)
Biological process (GO): hyaluronan metabolic process
Molecular function (GO): serine-type endopeptidase inhibitor activity
Source: RefSeq, a predicted model, not a curated record